This is a messenger RNA of Echinostoma caproni, 2874 nucleotides long. The record is from the annotation of a GenBank genome assembly. NCBI's taxonomy places the organism in Eukaryota, Metazoa, Platyhelminthes, Trematoda, Plagiorchiida, Echinostomatidae.
AUGGAUGCCGUCCCCCGUCGCAGACCUAACGUCUCCAGUGAUAACCCUCGGUCAAACGAUGGAGUUGAAUCUCGACCGCAAAAUGAAUCUACGUACAUGUCGCCCUCCGAUAGGGGGCUUUCUGAAUCCGUUUACGACUCACCUGAACUUUCAUUCUGGAUCAAAUCAUUGGUGAUCAUUUUUAUUGGUGCUGUAUACGUCUGUUCUCUUCGUCAUAGCUGCACAAUCAAUGUAAAAAAACAAACAUUUGAGUUGUUGCAUUUCUCGAGUGACAAUGCUAGAGUUCACCUACAGCGUGUGACAUCCCUUGGGCCGCGACCUGCGGGGUCGAAUGCCAAUGAACUGUCAGCAGCUGAUUACUUGCGCAGAGAAUUACUGAAUAUCGCCCGUAUUGCUACUCAUUCAGGAAUGAAGGUAGAAUUCGACGAACAAGUUUCUAACUACUCGAGUUUUCAGACUGGUUUUCACGUUUCCGCUUACAAUAACCUUCGAAAUUUUCUGCUGAAGUUUCACGCUACUUUUCUGUCAAAUUGCCAUUAUGACUCUGCAGUAGAAAGUCCCGGUGCCUCAGAUGAUUUCGUUAGCUGCGCCAUAAUGCUAGAAGCCUGUAGAAUCUUUGCCCUGGGUCCUAACAAUUUAACCAAUGACCUUAUAUUUUUGUUCAAUGGUGCCGAAGAGUCCAUCCUACCUAGCAGUCAUGCGUUUGUCACACAACAUCAGUGGGCCAAAGAGGUUUCAGCAUUUUUGAACCUCGAAGGUGCUGGUUCCGGUGGAAGACUCAUGGUGUUUCAGUCCGGCCCGGGUACAGACUCAGAAUUCUUAGUGAACAGUUAUUCUGAUUCUUUUGCACAACCCUAUGCAAACGUUUUCGCAGAAGAACUGUUCCAAUCUGGAAUCAUCCCAUCAGAUACGGACUUUCGGGUAUUCCGUGAUUUUGGUCGUAUCCCAGGUUUGGAUAUGGCUUACACCUCGGACGGUUAUUGUUACCAUACGCGAUAUGAUACGGAAUCGAGAAUAAGCAAAGAGUGCCUGCAGUCCACAGGGGAAGAUAUUGUUACUUUUUUGCGCCAAAUCGUUAAAACUUCAGCGUGGACACGAAGCGUAUAUUUUGAUGUAUUGGGAUUUCAGCUGAUUUCAGUGCCUUGGAGACUAUGGAAGUUGUUUGACUGGCUUCUAUUAACUCUUUCCGUGUGUUGGCUAUUAUACGAUAGACGUUUUAACUCUCUGUCGUUGGAUUGGAUUUAUUUUCGCCGUUGUAAUUCAGUUUUUGGACUUAUAUUUGCUUAUCUCUUGGGUUAUUUAACGCAUCACUAUGGCUGUCGUAUGUCUUGGUAUUCGGCCCGUUACAAUCUGGUCGGAAUUUAUCUACUCCCAUUCAUUUGCUGGUUCUUCUGGUUCUUUACCCUAUUGACAAACAUUCCUAAUGGUUUGUGCGUUAUCUGCUUUAAGUCUUCCGGUUUGUUCAAUAAAAUGGGGUGGGUGAUAUCAAGGAAAACGAAUAAUCUUCUAAUUGAACGCGAUUUUUUUGAUGCUGCUCUCUUUGUAAUCGCUUUCCACAUGCUUGUUUUUGAUUUGCUAAACAGUCCUGCUGGAUUUGUUUCAACCAUCUGGUUGGCCUCCAUCCUGUUUGGACGCGUGAUGUAUCAACUAACCGCUCCGAAUUCGCUGAAUAGUGUCCGCUGGACGUUUUUCUUAGUAAUUCCUGCCUGUUUAUUUUGGCACUUCUAUUUUUGUGCUAGCGUCGUUGAAUUUUUCAUUCCAGUCUUCGGAAGAUCUGGUCAAAUAAUAGAGCCCGACAUAGCGUUAAGUGUAUGUCUGUUUUACCUGAUAUCGCCCAUAACUUUGCUUUUUGGAGGUAUGAUGCAAUGCUCAGCGGGGAACGCAUCAAGGUCUCUGAGAUUAAUCUUAUUGAAUGCAUGUAUCUCUUAUGCUGUUCUGGUUCAUGCAUCCCCGUACGGGUUCCCAUAUGCAAUUCCACCCACUUCAUCGGUGGAUGACCCUACUUUCAGUCCACGACUUCAACGAAUUGCGAUUUUUCACACAGAAAGGCGCUUCCGUGACCUGGCGGAUAGCGAACACGUGACCUCCAAUGAUAGUUUUAUUUCGAUUCUUCCGUUAGAUGUGAAUGAUAUUCGUUUUCUUAAACCGCAUUCCUAUCCUGCAGCUAUCCCUUCUUCGUUAUUCUCUUACAUUUUACAAGAUGAUAACUUGCCAAACGACAAUUUCGGCGGAUUGACAGAACUUGUAAAUGCUUCUUCCAUACCUUGCAAUCGUUCUCGUCCCUACUGUGGCACGCCUUCUUUGUAUCCUUAUAUUCAUUUUCUUGAUUCCUUUUACCAGAUCCCCUCUCCUCCACACUCUCUCAAACCAACCGCUCGUCUUAUUAUGCUCUCUAGAACUUCACUGAACAACCCCGUAUUUCCUCCUGACAGACAGGCUGUUAAUUUGACGUUCAGUAUCGUUUCUGGUCCGCCUCUAACGCAUCUUCUGAUUCGGACAGAUACUCCAUCGGUUCGUUUGUUCGCUUGGUCUUUUAAUUCUAGUUCACCGUUUCCAAUACCGAUUCCACUCCCAAAGAAACGUGAUUAUCCUGGACCCACUGGUGCACAUUAUUUCGUGUAUCAUGUUAACGCGGAACUUCGAAAUCAUUCACAAGUGUGGACCCAGCCGUGGACAUUCUGGCUAUGCUUAGAUUUCUCUACUGAUGUUGUUCAACCACAUGUCGAUCUGGCCGCAGCGGGAAUUUACGUUCAUGACCAGUUCACUUCUUGUAAUUCUCCGGUUUUGAAAGAAGCCAUGUCACGACUUCCUCCUUGGGUGACCACAAUGAGCGGUUGUUCCUCUUAUGAACAUUAUCGUUUCCUUUUGAAGUAA